This is a messenger RNA of Neltuma alba, 1559 nucleotides long. RefSeq names its product heat stress transcription factor B-2b-like. Gene Ontology annotation, molecular function: DNA-binding transcription factor activity; RNA polymerase II cis-regulatory region sequence-specific DNA binding. Gene Ontology annotation, biological process: regulation of transcription by RNA polymerase II. The coding region runs from base 50 to 1018 and encodes 322 amino acids. The transcript has 2 exons. NCBI's taxonomy places the organism in Eukaryota, Viridiplantae, Streptophyta, Magnoliopsida, Fabales, Fabaceae. Gene Ontology annotation, cellular component: nucleus. The record is from RefSeq and is a predicted model, not a curated record.
AUAGUUAUGAGGUACGAGAAGCCUGAGCUUCAGAUCUGAAGUCGAGCUCAUGGCGCCAUUGCCGGUGGAGCAGACCGGUGAAUCAGCACUGACUGACUCACAGAGAUCUAUGCCGACGCCGUUUCUAACGAAGACCUACCAACUUGUGGAUGACCCCUCUGUGGAUGACCUGAUUUCCUGGAAUGAAGAUGGAACCAGUUUCAUAGUUUGGCGACCCGCUGAAUUCGCUCGAGAUUUACUUCCAAAGUAUUUCAAACACAAUAACUUCUCCAGUUUCGUCCGUCAACUAAAUACCUAUGGAUUUCGGAAGGUUGUUCCCGAUCGUUGGGAAUUCGCUAAUGACUGUUUCCGGCGAGGCGAGAGAAGCCUGCUUCGAGACAUUCAACGGCGGAAAAUAUCGGCGUGUACGUCUGCCGUAGCUGCGGCCAGUACAGUGACGGUGGCUGCAGCACCUUCCGCCGUCGUAGGGGUGUCUCCGACCAACUCCGGUGACGAGCAGGUAAUCUCUUCGAACACAUCUCCGAUUGCCGCACAUAAUACAGUGCAGCUCACCACAAGUUGCACCACUGCACCCGAGCUCUUAGAAGAGAAUAAAAAGCUUAGGAAAGAGAACAUGCAAUUGAGUAAUGAAUUGAGUCAAUUGAAGGGGCUCUGUAAUAACAUACUGACAUUGAUGACGAAUUAUGCUUCAAGCCAAUUAGAGUCCAGUAGUGCCGCUGAAGGAAAACCAUUGGAGCUUUUACCCGCGACGCAGCUUUCGGCUGAGGAAGCCAUCGUAGGAGGCGGCGCUUCGCAGGAGACGAAAGUUACCGAAGCGGAGGUGCCCAAAUUGUUUGGGGUUUCAAUUGGGGCAAAACGACAUCGGAGUUCAGAGGGCGAGGAGGCAGAAAAGGAAGAACAAAAUCAAACACAGUCGUCCCAAGAACCCGACGGUGGCUCCGAUGUAAAAACAGAGCCGCUAGAUGGUAGUAACUCCGAUGAUCAGGAGACGCCCUGGUUGGAGCUUGGGAAACAAUAGCCAAUAAGUUGUUAAUUCGUUUGAUGGCUCUGCGUCUCGGGCUGCCAUGUUCGGAUGCUGUCACGUGCGAAAGGCUGGGACGCACGUGAUUUGAAGCCCCAUCUUCUUCCCAAAUGUUGCAGCACAGUUAAGACUAGAAAUAGUCAUCGAAGCGGGAAGGAUAAGCACUAAGAAAGCGAUGCUUCAUUUUGGGUGCGGAAAGUGAAAAGUUACGAAGGGAAAAGGAAUGUCAUUUUGAUGGUGAAAAAAUGAUUAGCAAAUGACAGUGGAAAAAUGACGAAUCACGAUGAGACGUGGACGGAGCAACGUGAUGUGAUUAUUCAAACCGGAUGCGAUUUCGAUUGGAUUUAAGUGUAUUUCACGCUUCCAUUAUUUAGAUUUUGCACCUUCUUCGUUCCUUCCUUCGGUUGCGAUGCUAUGAUUUUCUGACAUCAUAUCAGCCUAGCAUGUGUAUACUCGCAUAAAUUUCUACUAAUAUUUGCAAACUUUGCAACUAAUUAUUAAAAAUGUAAGGCCUAUUAUAACCCGCUCUUCAUAAUAA